AAAAUGCCAGAGCUGGCAAAUUCCAACAUCACACAAAAAACUAGAGAAACGCGCUGGCGUUUGGAGUCCACACGCCCUCAUUGUCCCCUUCUCUAAAUUAAAUAAGAAUAAUAUAAACAGUCUUUUGUCACUGUGGUCACCUCAAAUCUCCUGUUCUCCUUGUCCCUUUCACCUUUCACGCUCUUCGCUCAAACCCUAGCUUAAUUAAUUCAAGUUUUGAAGCGAAAAUGGUGGUUCAAUCUUUGCAGAGCGGCCAAGCAGAGCGGAGAGUGAGCGCGAGGAUUCAGGAGAAACAGAGAGAGGAGAAGUUGCGAUUGGGGAAACGGAGAGUAGAGCUUCCUGAUGAUGCAGAAAGGGGAAGUGAUGCUAAAAAGAAGCAACACAAUGUUUCCAGAAGAAAAGAGAGGAAAGAAGAAGAUUCCGUAAAUUUGGAGGACGAGAGGAAGGUCCCAGUUCAAACAACGAAGAGUGAAAGUGAGUCUGUAAAUGGUAAUGCUGUGAACUUGGCUGAGAAAAGUGACCAUGCUAAGGUGAAGGAGACUUUGAGGUUGUUUAACAAGCAUUAUCUUCAUUUUGUUCAGGUGGAGGAGGCAAGAUGCAGAAAAGAAGAAGUGGAUAAGAAAGCUUCCAAAAAGUUAAAAUCCAAGAAAGGCAACGUACCUGAAGAAAGUACUAAAAACAAGGCCAAACGACCUGAUCUAAAGGCAGUAUCCAAGAUGAUGGAGGAAAAUGAGAUUCUGUACCCUGAGAAACGAAUUGGUGACAUUCCUGGUAUUAAUGUUGGGCAUCAGUUUUAUUCACGGUCUGAAAUGGUUGCAGUUGGUUUUCACAGCCAUUGGCUGAAUGGAAUUGAUUUUAUGGGGAUGUCCUAUGGAAGGGUGUAUAAACAAUAUCAAUUCCCUCUAGCUGUAGCCAUAGUUUUGUCUGGCAUGUACGAAGAUGACUUGGAUAAUGCAGAGGAUGUUAUAUACACUGGUCAAGGAGGACAUGACUUGACAGGUAACAAACAUCAAGUUCAGGACCAAGUCUUGGAACGUGGUAACCUGGCACUUAAGAACUGUGUGGAUCAAAGUGUGCCUGUCAGAGUAAUUCGUGGUCUUAAAUCUUCUACUAGUUAUACCGGAAAAGUUUACACAUAUGAUGGUUUGUAUAAGGUUGAACAAUAUUGGGCUGAGAAAGGCAUUUCUGGCUUUACUGUCUUUAAGUAUCGCCUGAGGCGGCUUGAAGGACAGCCUAUAUUAACAACUAACCAGGUUCAUUUUGCCCAUGGACGUGUUCCCCAAUCUAUGUCAGAAAUACGCGGAUUGGUCUGUGAGGACAUUACAGGUGGCCAAGAAAAUUUUCCCAUUCCAGCUACAAAUUUAGUUGAUGAUCCUCCUAUUGCACCAACAGGUUUUACUUAUUGCAAGACUUUACAAGUUGCAAAAAAUGUAAAGCUCCCAGCUAAUGUCACUGGAUGCAACUGCAAAGGAAGGUGUGAGAAUUCCAGGACUUGUUCUUGCGCGAAGCUUAAUGGUUCUGACUUUCCAUAUGUGCGCCGCGAUGGUGGCAGGUUGAUUGUAGCAAAGGAUGUUGUAUUUGAAUGUGGUCCAAAUUGUGGGUGUGGACCUGAUUGCAUCAACCGGACGUCUCAGAAGGGUCUGAUGUAUCGGCUUGAGGUUUUUCGUACUCCAAAGAAAGGAUGGGCUGUUAGAUCCUGGGACUUUAUACCUUCUGGGGCACCGAUUUGUGAAUACACAGGAGUACUCAUGAGGACAGAGGAUGUGGAUAAUGAGUCUGCGAGUGAUAAUAAUUAUAUUUUUGACAUUGAUUGUUUGCAAACAAUAAGGGGGCUUGGUGGAAGGGAGAGGCGACUAGGAGAUGUAUCCAUUCCAACAGUGCACAAUUCAGAUAGACCUGAUGAUCAGAGUACUGAAAGUGUUCCAGAGUUCUGCAUUGAUGCAGGUUCCACAGGAAACAUUGCCAGGUUUAUUAAUCACAGUUGUGAACCUAAUCUCUUUGUCCAGUGUGUUUUGCACUCACAUCAGGACAUUAAACUGGCACGGAUAGUGCUAUUUGCAGCAGAUAACAUACCUCCUUUGCAGGAGCUUACCUAUGAUUAUGCUUAUGCACUGGACAGUGUGCAUGGCCCUGAUGGGAAGGUGAAAAAGAUGCUAUGCUACUGUGGUGCAGCGGACUGUCGGAGUCGGUUAUUCUAGGUUUACCUAAUUAUCCUUCUUGAUUCGUGCCUGCUUCAUGGAGCUGAAAAAAUUACCAAUAUUGUGUAUCAACCAGGUAAUCACUUGGGUUUUUGGUGUUUUUUUCCCUUUCUAAAUUUUUUGGGGUGCCGAAAUAACAAUUAUGCCCCUGAAUAUUUUGAUGCCUCCAUUGUAGGCUGGAUAGUGUAUUUUCUGGUUAACAUAAUUCGCUGAUGUAUGUUGUAGCUCAAGAGAAAUGUGCAAAGAACAAAGUGUUUUAAGUGGUGUUGAGAAUCUUUAUCAGA
This is a messenger RNA of Mangifera indica (mango), 2482 nucleotides long. RefSeq names its product histone-lysine N-methyltransferase, H3 lysine-9 specific SUVH4-like. Gene Ontology annotation, cellular component: nucleus. Gene Ontology annotation, molecular function: protein binding; histone methyltransferase activity; zinc ion binding. The coding region runs from base 228 to 2198 and encodes 656 amino acids. NCBI's taxonomy places the organism in Eukaryota, Viridiplantae, Streptophyta, Magnoliopsida, Sapindales, Anacardiaceae. The record is from RefSeq and is a predicted model, not a curated record. The transcript has 15 exons.